UUUGUUAAAGUUGAUAUCAUCAUCGCUUUUGUUAAAUUGUGUCAUUGCACAAAAUACCUGAAUAUCUCUGUUUUUCUCUCUGCUUCUCUCCACCCAACCAUCGACUGUUCUCCAACAGUAUUGGCAGACCACGACUGAUUCGAAAAUUACUAAGACGAAAACAUGCAGUACAAGCCAUAAAUUCGACUUAAAACUUCCAUUAUGUGCCAGGAAGUGAUAAAAUCUCUUGUUUGACCUGAUCGUCUGCAGCUUCUAUUUAAAAGAUGUAGUUUUCGGCCCCCAUAAUAACCCUCUCUUUCAUUCGGCACUGGUAUCUGCGCGAUGAAACCUUUGGACCCAUCUUGCGGAGUUAGAUGUAAGAGCGCACAGACGCAUUUUGAUUUAGUGCGAAAUGAUGCAGAGUCAUGUAACUAUAAAGGGUGAAAUGCAUUCAGUGAGAACAAGAAUUACUAUCAUGAGAACAGAUAUUACUACCUAAAGUCUAUCUUGACUUCCUCUUUGUUAUUCCCCGACCUCUCCAGAAGAAUCGUUUAUACAAAAUAUCGAGGGCAAUUUUGAAUCUUUCAACAGUGUGAAGGAGAAGCAAUUACGUCAUGCUACGACAAAAUCACCUACUUACGGUAAAUGCAAUAGUAAGUUUUAGUUUUUUAUUUUUUGUAGACUAAAGUUUGCAAAUUUGAUUGGGGAGAACUUGACCCAAACUCUAAUUUCAUUUAUUGAGGAAAUUAUUCCCGCAGAAAGCUACGAAAUUUCGAGAAAUUGCUCAAUCAACUGUUGUGCUUUACGGAAUGCAUUAACUGCAAGUGUGAAGUAAUUUUCGUUGCUAAAUUACUGAUUAAUUCAAAUGACACCACCACAGACUUGAACUGUGGACUAUAUUCGUUAGAAAUAUUUUAACACUGUUCACUUGCCCAAGCCAGAUGCGUCGGAAAUUACUUUAAGAAAACGUGACUCGCGUAUUUUAAAUCUUCCAUCUUAGUGCUUUUCGUGAACUUUUCGAACUUAUUUUGAGAGAACUGUGAGUUAGCUGUCUGGGUAUCGUGAAGUAUUUGCGUUUUUUUCCACCGGAUAGGAUUACCCAAGUUAAAACCCGCCUGGUAAAAAUUUUUCUCAAACCAAGCCGAAAUAUUCAUCAGUUAUCCCAGUCUUUUAUAACAACAAAUAAAGAAUCGAUGGCGAUUCCCGACACUUUCUAAUGAACAGAUUUUAAGCGUGGUUUGAGAAUGUUUCCGAUCGGAAGACGAUUAUUGAAUUUACAGGUUUGUUUUAUAUCUGUCAACACAGAGUCAGCAAUCAUCAGUAGUACUCCACACAUUAGGUGUCCAGUUGCGCACAUCAUCAAGUUUCGCGCAAUCUUAACAUCAGCUCAACUUGAUUUCGGGGGUUAUCGAUAACGGAACUUUUCAAUCUCAUACAGCCGAAAGCUUUUUUAUCUCUGAAUACUUCCUUUUCGCUUCGUUUUUAACCUAUGAGGACUAUAAAUAGGGCGUCACAAGGCUGUGUGGUUCAUUUGAAGUUACUAAUGACCUGUGGUGUUUUCUACACCUCGGCAUCUUCGUGCCGCAGCCUCGCGACAGAUUUGAUUAUAAUCCUGUGAAAUUCAAACGAUCCAAGAACAAACAGGGUUUGCCUCUCUGUGUUCUUGGCCGACGUGGUAAGCUUUGCCAUUUGUGUCAUUUGUCAAGGGGUCUGGUCUCUUUCCGGUGGAGUAAAACCAAACAACCGGAGCCAAAUUAACAUUACUUGUUAAACUGCACGUCGGACUCAGUCUUAGGAAGACCCUGAGAAAUGGAGGGCGAACUAACGGAGGAUAUGGGCUCUGGUAUAAUGGACGAUGGUUCAUCUGAAAAUUCAGAAAAUCCCAUCAACUACACCUUUUUGGCGAUCCAAUGUGCGUGGUAUUCAUUCGUCCUUAUUCUUGGCAUCACAGGGAAUGUGUACAUCAUUUUAACAGUGUGGUGCCGUAAGGACAUGUGUUCCACAACAAACUUGUUCAUUGUGAACUUAGCUUUCAGCGACUUAGGGAUUCUGCUGAUCUCUCUCCCAGCUGAGUUCAUCAAGGAUUAUGUAGGUUGGCCCUUCGACAAGCUAACCUGCCAGAUUUUCGCCCCGUUGAACGAAGUGUUCUUUUGUGUGUCCAUACUGACUCUAACUGUUAUCACAAUUGAGAGGUUUCGGGCGAUCUGCAGACCUUUUAAACCACAUCUAACGCAACGGAAGGCCAAAGUGAUCAUCAUUAUCGUAUGGUUUGUGUCAUAUCUUACUGUUGGUUUUCCAAUGUCGUUUCUUAUGGAUGUGCAAGAGAGUCAAAACCAUCUCAGAUGCGGACCUAAGUGGUCGGGAGAUCUUCAGCGGCGAAUACACACUUGUUUUAUUGCCACACUUAUCAUCGUGCCCCUCUUCAUAACAGCCGGAGGCUAUGCAGCAAUCGUGUCUGCAAUGAAAAGACAAAGCGCGCGGAUCAGGGCGAGAGCAAACUCCUUGAGCGGCGCAACCGUUACCUUCCGUCAUGACCAAUUCCGUUUAGAGAAGAACGCAGAAUUAAUCAAAAUGCUUCUACUCAUUGUCGUUGUAUUCUGGAUUUGUAUGCUUCCUUUAACUCUACUUGCCCUGGCAAUAGAUUUUGGAGGCAUCGAUCCGACAACAAAAGCAGUCGAUCUGUUAUACACCCUCGGUAUCUCCUUAUUUUUUAGUAACAGUGCAUUUAACCCCGUCGCUGUGUACAUGAUGAGCUCAGAGCUGAGGAAAGGACUCUACGCCUUCCUUAAUAGAAUUUCAAAGUACUUUGACUACAAGUUUAUCGAAGUAUGAAAACAGAUGAAAGACUGGCUACUUAGCCUCGCAAGGUUCUCUCAUCUGAAGUGGCUGUAAAUAGUGGUGGAAUGUUAUAUUUAGUUUCUACUUGUGAUGUGUGCACAGAUUGUAGCUGUUAUAUGUGUAGUUGUACAAACAAUUUAUCCGUAGCAGAUGAAAAUAAUGUAAACUUCUUAACCUAAAGCAUUUGAUUGGAUUUUAUCUUUCGUUCGUGCUUGAUUCAUUCAAUACCGAAGAUAGCUUGACAUAAUUCACAGGAACUAAUUGACCUUAAAUUAAACUUCUUUUUGAGCUUAAUAACCAUCCGCAAAGAGACCAAAAAUUCCGAGUAAAAUAUUCCUUGUUCUUCGGGAGAUAGAACAUUUGGAAAAAUGUUUACGUUCACCCUCUAUAAAUAUAACUGCAUCAUCCCAAUACACAUGAAUCUUUACCAUUUAGGAACUGAACACGAUACGCAGCCAUUCCUAAGCUUUUAAUAAGCUGAUUGACGGGUUUAAGUUUCUUGUUUGUUUGGAUCACCCAUCAAUCAGUACAAAGGACCAGCGGAGUAAUUGAAAUAAGUACAAUUGAAAAACGAUGCAAAAUUGCAAUACACUAAAGUCUGUACCCUGAUUAAGUCUACUAAGUAUUCUUUGAUGUCUCUCACGUCAUCGAAUACGUAUCCUGGUUUUAUUCACACAGCGGUGAUCUUAAACAUUUAUCUUCUUCUCCCGAAGUUAGAACUCACUUAUUAAAAAAACAGGAGAUGGAACAUAUGAGUCAGCAUAACUUCUCCUUACCAAUUUUCCCGGAAUAGUGUAGCAGCUAGACGUGAAAAUUACUAUUUUCAUCGAAGUGUUCUCAGCUGAAUAACCAUUGGCUGUUUUAAUCAUUUUUAAAUCGACUCAAAUACCAUAACCUUGUUGAAGAACGACAAUGAAUUGCAACGACAGCUGGAGAAAACAACUAUUUCUUAGCCUCAAGCUGUAAUGGACUCUAAUGCCGCCCGAAUUAUGGGGCGAUAGGUAAUUUUUCAUAUGACAGCAGAAAACAAACAUAACGCAUGUGGUACAUAUUUUUGCAGGGUAGAGAAAAUGUGUAUAGUUAAUUUAUAAUGUAAGGAAAAAAAGGUUAGUAACCGUUUCGGUUUAGUACGUAGUAUUUUUAUAUAGAAAUUAUGUGAAAUACAGAAAAAGUCCAUGGAAAACUGCCAAA
This is a messenger RNA of Pocillopora damicornis (cauliflower coral), 4008 nucleotides long. RefSeq names its product neuropeptide FF receptor 2. Gene Ontology annotation, biological process: G protein-coupled receptor signaling pathway. Gene Ontology annotation, cellular component: membrane. NCBI's taxonomy places the organism in Eukaryota, Metazoa, Cnidaria, Anthozoa, Scleractinia, Pocilloporidae. Gene Ontology annotation, molecular function: G protein-coupled receptor activity. The record is from RefSeq and is a predicted model, not a curated record.